Molecule: messenger RNA, 2199 nt
Organism: Exophiala dermatitidis NIH/UT8656
Lineage: Eukaryota; Fungi; Ascomycota; Eurotiomycetes; Chaetothyriales; Herpotrichiellaceae
Product: DNA polymerase kappa subunit
Exons: 1
Coding region: 1-2199 (732 amino acids)
Biological process (GO): error-prone translesion synthesis
Cellular component (GO): nucleus
Molecular function (GO): DNA-directed DNA polymerase activity; damaged DNA binding
Source: RefSeq, a predicted model, not a curated record
AUGACCUUGGGUGAUGCACACGACAUCUUGCCAACCGAUGUCGACCAAAAUGCUGCGGGGGAAAACAGAGCCGCAAGCUCGCCGACAGUGACUGAUCCUCCAGCUGCCCUUCCAGUCCCAGCGGCUUCUCAACACCAUUCCCUCAAACAUCACCUUCUCGGACCGUCCUUGACGAAAGCCGGGCAAGAUGCUGUGGAUCAGAAGAGAGUGUCGGAGAUAAUCUACGAAGCAUCCAAGGGCUCAAAAUUCUUCAACAAUGAAGAAGCCAAGGAUAAAAACCUGACCACCAAGAUCGAACGGAUCCUCAAACACAAGGCGCAGCUGGAAAAGCUUGACCUCAAGUCGGACCUACGUCGAGCGGACGACUACAUUGCGUCGCUGGAGUUGUCGCGGGAUCUGAGCCAAUAUGUCGUACAUAUCGACUGUGAUGCAUUCUAUGCCGCGGUCGAGGAAAUUGAUCGUCCAGAACUCAAGAAUGUACCCAUGGCAGUAGGGGUUGGAGUUCUGACCACCUGCAACUACGAGGCACGCAAGUUUGGAUGCCGCAGCGCCAUGGCCGGCUUUGUAGCGAAGAAAUUGUGUCCGCAACUGAUCUGUCUACCGCUCAAUUUCGACAAGUACACGGCAAAGGCCAAAGAAGUACGGGCAAUUCUGGCCGAAUACGACCCCCGAUUCGAGAGCGCCAGCAUCGACGAGGCCUACCUGAACAUCACCGAAUACUGCCACACCCACGACAUUGACCCGGAUGCAGCGGUGGAACAACUUCGAGGAGAAGUACAUGAGAAAUGUCAAAUCACCAUCUCAGCCGGCAUAGCGCCGAAUGCAAAGCUCGCCAAAAUCUGCUCAAACAAGAACAAACCAAAUGGACAGUUUCGUCUUCCCAACGAUCGAGCCGCGGUCAUGUCUUUCAUCUCGACACUCCCAGUUCGGAAGGUGAACGGUGUCGGACGUGUGUUUGAACGAGAACUGGACGCCAUUGGCAUUAAAACCUGCGGAGACAUAUACCCCCAUCGGGCAUAUUUGAACAGGCUUUUCGGCGAAAAGGCCUUUCAAUUCCUGAUGCAGACUUACAUGGGCCUCGGACGCACUGUUGUCCAGCCAGCCGAAGAAUAUGAACGCAAAAGCGUCGGCACCGAAUCCACAUUUCGUGAGAUGAGCGGCAAACAGGAGCUCCGCGAGAAGCUCCGCCAUACAGCCGAAGAAUUGGAGAAAGACAUGGAACGCGUGGGUGUCAAAGGCCGGACAUUAGUCCUAAAAGUCAAGCUGCACACCUAUGAAGUCUUCACUCGGCAAGUGGCUCCUCCAAGAGCGGUCCAUCGAGCGGAGGAUUUGUACACCUACAGUCUACCCAUGCUGGCAAAGCUGGAGAAGGAUAUACCUGACUUCAGACUGCGUCUUAUGGGGCUUCGAUGUACACACCUUGUCAGCAUGAAGAAAGAAACUGCCAACUUCUUCCGGCGCCGCUGUGGGGCCAAUAGUACAGUUACUUCGGGCGAAAAGUCAAUUGACGAUGGAGAAUGGGAGGUCUGGCCUGAUUCCGAGUUCGAACAGGCCGCCCGGCAGGAGAGACAGGAUGAAAUAGACGAACUCGAACGUCUGAGUCAGGACCAAGAACAGAGAGCUCGGCGAACAGCGACGCCUGAUGCAGGGCAACCCCCAGAGCGCAUAAAGAGGCCUUUGGGCGAGAAGGACGUCGACAACUCCGAGUUGUCGACAGCAGACUGGCACGAGCCUUUCGGUCGGUACAAAUACGGCAGCGAGCCUAAUUCGCCCAGUGCUGCAGCGAAACACGGACAAAUCAGAAAUGAAGUUGUGACACUAUCUCCCAGCACCAAGAAGGAGUCAGAACGUGUCUGGGACUGCCCCAUUUGCCAGCUCCCUCAACCAGCCAACGACCGCGACUUCAAUUGCCACCUUGACACUUGUCUCUCACGGCAGACGAUCAAGGAGGCCGUGGCUGAGGUCGAUGCAACAACUCCCGAUAACGCUCUCGAUGUCGCUGUAGCUGCGGCUGGAAACGGGAAUCCAAAAGAUAUUAUGGCUGUGAAUGGACAGAGUCUGCUCACCAAACCCAGGUCAGCUACGGGGAGCGUCCGGUCCGUGGGCAAAAGAAAGGCGGCUGUCAUGAAUGGCACGUCGAAUUCGAGCUCUGGAGACCCCAGUUGUGUGCGGAAGCAGAAGAAGCUUUUCUUCACAUGA